Molecule: messenger RNA, 1938 nt
Organism: Gallus gallus (chicken)
Lineage: Eukaryota; Metazoa; Chordata; Aves; Galliformes; Phasianidae
Gene: ASB12
Product: ankyrin repeat and SOCS box containing 12
Exons: 4
Coding region: 236-1219 (327 amino acids)
Biological process (GO): regulation of barbed-end actin filament capping
Cellular component (GO): nucleus; cytoplasm
Molecular function (GO): protein binding
Source: RefSeq, a predicted model, not a curated record
ACAGAGUGGAUGUCCAUCCCUGACAGAGCAAGAGCCUCUCUUUCUCUUCCCCCUCCCUUUUUUUUAUUUAAACCAAGGAAGAAUUCUUCAUGGGACCACGUCUGCUUUGCCUGUCUUGGUUGUGAGCAUCACUUGCCUCGCAGAGCAUUCUAAGGGGAGGUGGCCCACCUGAGUGCUACAGAGAUGUCUUCAGCCUUUUUUCACUGAUGCUUCACCAGCAUGGAUUUUUUCACCCAUGCAGCCAGCAGGACAUCAGGUUUUGCUGCUUACAAUGAAAGUGGUACUCAGAAGACAGACAAAAAAAAUGAGCUUAAUGGACAUCAAUAAGAUUUUCUCCAUGCUCCAACCCAGAGAAGAUGAAGAUAAUGGAGAAAGUGAGGAGCUGAACCAAGCGGUGUCUGAGGAUGAUUACCAAACUCUUGACAAGCUCUUGCACCAAGACAGGUACAAGAGAGUCAUCAACAGCAGGAGUGGCUGGGGUGUUCCCAGCACCCCACUGCACCUGGCCGCCUCCAAGGGCCACCUCAGGAGCCUGGAGGUCCUCCUGUCUCAUGGGGCGGAGGUGGACAGCCUGGACGUGAAGGCACAAACCCCUCUCUUCACAGCAGUCAGUAAUGGCCGAUUGGAGUGCGUGAAAGCGCUGCUGGAGGCAGGAGCUGGUCCCUCUGGCAGCAUCUACAACAAUUGCUCACCACUGCUGACGGCAGCUAGGGAUGGGAACGUUGAGAUUCUGCAGCAGCUCCUGGAACAUGGUGCCGAGACCAAUGUCCAAGCAAGGGUGCCUGAGUGGGCUGCCAACUCCACUGCUUGUUCCGGUCCGCUUUACCUCGCGGCUGUCUAUGGGCACCUGGAAUGCUUUAGGUUGCUGCUGCUCUAUGGUGCCGAUCCCAACUACAACUGCACUGAUGAGAGGAUGAUUGCGCGCAUCAAGGAGCCCAAGACUCUGCUGGAGAUCUGCCUGAGGCACAGCUGCCGGCGUGAGUUCAUCAAGCUGCUUCUUGACUUUGGAGCCAAUGUGUAUUUGCCAAACAUCAAGAAGAUAGCACCUGGUAGCGAGGGCCUAGAGCUGCUGUUGCAGGCAAGAGCUCAUCCCAAAUCCCUGAUGUCUCAAUCUAGGCUGGUGGUGAGGCACAUCCUGAAGCAGGCUGGCUGUGCACAUGCCCUCAGAGAGCUGGACAUUCCACCAGUGCUGGUGAGCUACCUCCAACAUCAGCCUUAGCGGGGACACACUAUGGAAGACACCCAGAAAUAUGCCCAGUGCCUGAAUUAAAAGCUCCUCUGACGUUGCUGUUGCACAACACAAAACAGAUGUGAAUUUGUGGUUAAGAAGUCUUUUUGCUUGCAAAGUGUCUCUGAAACCUGUAUGGAAAGAUGGUAAGAGAAGCAGGAGAGAAAACCAGGAGCCUUCAGCUCCUGCUGUGCAUCAGGCAUAUCAGAGUGAUGGCAGAGCAGGAUCUGAGCAAAGCUGCAGGUUGUUCCUCACAGCAUCGCCUCAGCUGUGUAUAAGACCCAUUUCCCAGAGAGGUACUUCUAAGGUACUUCCUUGGUUGUGCAGCCUGGUGAGAGCCGCAGGAGGCUGUUUCAGCCGCAUUCACGUGCCCUAAUGCUACCUAGAUGUGGCUGUCACUUCCCCUGCACCCAUGCCAUGCCCUGACGUCGGGUAAACACAAGUGCUGUUGCCCAGUGGCAAUGCUUGUAGGUGACUCAGGCAGAGGCUGCAGUUUGUGUUCCCAGGCAAAAAUCCCUGAAGUCUCAAAUCCCACUUCUCUGCUCAAGGAGUAUCAUUAAAUAUCAUUUUACUUUUACUAAAAGUGAUUCAUGUUACUGCUGAGGGCUGAAGCAUCUCUCUUGGCUGAGUGCCUAUGACUGUGCAGGAUUUUUUUUAAUUAAAAAUGUACGCUAAUAUUUUUAUUAAACUAUUGUGAUCUGUUUGGUAAA